Messenger RNA from Helianthus annuus (common sunflower), 764 nucleotides. RefSeq lists its product as uncharacterized. Lineage: Eukaryota; Viridiplantae; Streptophyta; Magnoliopsida; Asterales; Asteraceae. The record is from RefSeq and is a predicted model, not a curated record. The coding region runs from base 119 to 469 and encodes 116 amino acids. The transcript has 3 exons.
UAAGAAAUGAGACGUGACAAGCAAGAGAAAGAAAAAAAAAACACCGGGAUGAGACGAGGAAACCAAUUACUUGUUCAGUUGUUUGUUAGUUAAACGGAAACCAUUUUGCGAAGGUUCGAUGGCGGUGAGCAAGAAGAAAGGGUACGGUUGGGCGGUUUCAGCCGGACUCAAUGCCGCCUUUGCCGCUAUUUCCGCCAAAUUCAUCACCCCUCAGCUUAUUAGGUAUGGUAUGGUUAUGUUGUUCAAUGUAAUGAUGUGGGGAUGCUAUGUGAAUAGCUUGAAAGCUCUCUCUUCUCUGCAAGCUACCGUAACCAACUUUGCAACCAACUUCCUUUCUUCCGGUUUGGCUGGAUUUUUCCUCUUUGAGGAACCAUUGUCACCCAAGUGGUUUGCAGGUGCCCUACUCAUUGUAGUUGGUGUAUUCAUACUUAGUAAGUCAAGUGUAGAAGAGAAAACGAACAAGGAUUGAAAGCUUCAUUUUCUUUAUCAUUUAGCCUCAGAAGAUAAAUGGCAGGUUGUCAGAAAGACGUAUGUCGGGCUGGCUGUUUUGCAGGUGAACCAACUGCCAACAGUUGUUCCAUGCAUUGUUUCAAACUGAGCCUUUGUUAUUUAAGUUGAAUUUGAUUUCUUUAACUUAUUUUUGUCAGAAUGGCUCAAAUCUUUUAGUUAUACCCGUAGACGUGUGUGUAAUUUGGGCCAGUUCACCCAUUGAUAUACUAAAAACUUGGUCGUUUAGUUCGGGUAAUUCAAGUUUGUAUUUUCUA